This is a messenger RNA of Didymodactylos carnosus, 1560 nucleotides long. The record is from the annotation of a GenBank genome assembly. NCBI's taxonomy places the organism in Eukaryota, Metazoa, Rotifera, Eurotatoria, Philodinida, Philodinidae.
AUGCAUUUAGCUUAUCAUGAAGGCUACAUAAUCAAUCAGCCAAAAGAAUUUUUCAUCAAGUAUGGUCCUUAUGUCAAAAACAUGAUUUAUGCUUUUAAAGCAUUUGGUACUGUCGCGGGUUUUAUUCUUCCCAAUUUCGCAUUCGCUCAACAAGUACCUAUACCGAACAUACUCAAAGAUGGAGAGUUUUGGAAUGAUUUCGCCGAUAAAAUGAAUACAGUCGACAACGUUGUGAAUAAUCUCAUGGCUAAACCAACUGAUAUAGCUAUGAAUCCAACUGGUUCUCAAACAUAUGAAGGUGCUGAUUUAAGACAAUUAGAAAAAUUCUUCAAGAAAACAGAUGAUUGUCGAACAUUGGGCAAUUUGUAUCGAACAACUACUGAUGAAGGACAUGUAAGAUGGGUGUGCAUAAAACAUUUUAACGAAACCUACAGUAAAACACGCAUGGAGGAGUUUAUAAGAUUGUUUGAAGCUAUGGGAGGUGAAUUUUACCGACAACAGGAUCAAGCAAUUUUAAAAAAAGCAGUAAAUAUAAAAAUGUUCUGUGAAUUACUUAGCAAAGGCUUCAACAUGUAUAAAUUAUCCUUUAUUUCGUACGAGAUGCGUGAAAAAGACUUUGUUACUUUGCUGGAAGCGAUCAACCGUUCAUUCAUUAAAGAGUUGGAAUUGAGCAACAUCAAAAUAUCACCACUAGUCGGAUCAAAAAAAGCCUCAUUAUAUAUAAUAGAAUUAAUUGAGAAACAUUUAGGAACAAAACAGUAUUUAACAGUAUGGUUGGAUAUCCCGAAGUGUGAUGCGAUGUUCAAUCAACCGAAAUUUGCACAAAAGCUGUUAACUGAUCAUAGUAAUAUCAUAAUUAAAAUUGAUAAUAAACCAUACACAAAGCAGACGGCGCUUGACUUAAGAGGCGACGAAAUAUCAGAUGAUGGAGCUAAAGCUAUUGCCACAGCACUCAUGACAAAUCAAACAUUAACAACACUUGACUUAGCCGACAACCAAAUAUCAGCUGAUGGAGCUAAAGCUAUUGCCACAGCACUCAUCACAAAUCAAACAUUAACAACACUUAACUUAUGGAACAACAAAAUAUCAGCUGAUGGAGCUAAAGCUAUUGCCACAGCACUCAUGACAAAUCAAACAUUAACAACACUUGACUUAGCCGACAACCAAAUAUCAGCUGAUGAAGCUAAAGGUAUUGCCACACCACUCAUGACAAAUCAAACAUUAACAACACUUGAUUUAUGGAACAACCAAAUAUCAGAUGAUGGAGCUAAAGCUAUUGCCACAGCACUCAUCACAAAGCAAACAUUAACAACACUUAACUUACGCUCCAACGAAAUAUCAGAUGAUGGAGCUAAAGCUAUUGCUACAGCACUCAUGACAAAUCAAACAUUAACAACACUUAACUUAUGGAACAACAAAAUAUCAGAUGAUGGAGCUAAAGCUAUUGCUACAGCACUCAUGACAAAUCAAACAUUAAUAACACUUAACUUACGCUUCAACGAAAUAUCAGAUGAUGAAGCUAAAGCUAUUGCCACAGCACUCAUGACAAAUCAAACAUGA